AUUUCAUUUGUCAUACCGGCGUACGCCGAAUGCGCCGCUUGACCUUUCGUAACCCGGCUUGUUACUUCAUUUGACCGGGGAAGUUCGCCGGCGUACGCCGAAUGCGCCGGUCUGGAGAGACUGGCGUGGUAUUCGCCGUUUUUUUAAGUAUGGCGGAAAACUUGCGGAACUCUAGGCAGUCUAGCAACGCUAAAAGUAACGCUGAUAAAGAGAGGAGCGUUUAUUGGACCUGCUACAUUUGCAGACGUGUUGAUAAGGAAUUCCUAAAUUCACUCGAGAUUCAGAGAUCAAAAUUUGUUCUCGAUAGUCAGUACAGAAUAAUCCUCCGCUGUGAGUCCUGCAAUUUUGCAUUCCAUGCAAGUUGUGCAGGGUAUGAUCAAGACAUUGCCCAGUGGGAAGAAGAUCAGAUCCUAUGCAACACAUGUGCAGAGAAUGGACAGCACUAACUGGAUAUCGCUUGAGGUUGAAAAAAUGGGCAAAUAAACACAGUCUCGGUAACUGAAAAUAUGGCAAAUAUUCUCUUCUCUGAUACAGUUGAUCAAAACACAAAGGAUUCCUUAUUACAAAACAUAUGUAUAAAUCAACAAGAAAAUACCUGCAGCCCUUCAACAUCUAAACUGCCUGAAUCAGUUAGCAGAAAUGAAUUCCUAGACAUGGACAGUACAUCUGAUGUUUUUGAUCCAGAUAAGAGAAAAGAAGAAUUGAACAAUCCCUGUACCAGCGCUAGCAGAGCAAUAACAUCUGGAACAUCUGAAAAAACUUCAAAGUGGACUCAAGCUGCAGAGAAGUUACUGUUGUCAAAACACAGGGACCUUGAGGAAUCAAAGCUUCCCAUCAAAAACAAGUGGAAGAAAAUUUCAGAUGACAUGCAUUCCAAUAAUUAUGACUUUUCACCAAAACAGUGCAGAUUAAAAAUCAAAACAAUUAAAGAAAAAUAUGAAAGAAACAAAAAGAAAAAACAAUACAUCAGGGGAAUCCCCUGCUGAUUCUGAUGAUGAGUUGGGGGAAAUAUUUGAAAAGUUGCCUGACAUGAAUCCAGUGUUUCUGCUAGAGUCAAAAGCAAGUCAACGUCCAUCCCCAGAUCAGUGUGGAAGUUCAGACGUUGAUAAUUGUAAAAGGAAGAGAACUCUGUCUCCAACUCCUGACCAUACAGAUGCACCUGAAGGGAAAGGAAAAAAGAAAUCAAGAAGAUCGGUUGACAUCAUGAAAACAUUUUUCACAGAAGCCAUUGAAAAGAAAGAGGAAGCAAUUGAGAGGAGACACAAGGAGAAAAUCAACACUAUUAAUUCCCUGGUCGGAGUUUUGAAAGACCUGGUUAAGAAAUAGAACCUCAAAAAGAUAAUUGACAGAUUGUGCCAUGUAAAUUUGCUAACACAGAUAGUGUUUUAUAACUUUUGAAUUUGUUCAUUAAGUGGUUGUGUUUGCCAAUUUUUAUACCCAACCUGUCAUGUCUGUCUUCUGUCCUUCCUCCUUUCUGUCCCUCACACAGUUUCAAAAUAAGUUGUAAUGAUAUUCAGCAUAUAUUUUCCAAAAUUUAUGCAGAAGUACACAAUAAUAUUGGUGAGAGUUAAACUGUGGAAUUAUUUUUUACCUUUCCCUUUGGCAAGUAUUUUUCUUCUUACAAUACGAUGUACUUUGGGUGGGCAUUCAUGCAAUGUCAACAUAUUUCUCAUUCAAUUAAUUUUGAUGACUCAAUAGCAGACAUGUCAGGGUUGCAUUUACAAUUUAUCUUGUUUUUGUUACAUUUGUAUUCUUUUAUUAUUUUUU
Molecule: messenger RNA, 1767 nt
Organism: Saccostrea cuccullata (small rock oyster)
Lineage: Eukaryota; Metazoa; Mollusca; Bivalvia; Ostreida; Ostreidae
Exons: 9
Coding region: 507-986 (159 amino acids)
Source: RefSeq, a predicted model, not a curated record